AUGUCCUCUACCGAGUUACCAGCGCAAGCAUUUCUUGCGAGAUUGUCAAAUAGACCUGCAUUAGCAGCUUUGAAUGGGUUGAUUUCUUCAUUUCCCGUGAUAAAGGUUUUCACAUCUAAUGCAGUUCCAAUUAUGGUUUAUCGAGAACAACAACAAAAGAAGGAAGAUAAGUAA
Molecule: messenger RNA, 174 nt
Organism: Debaryomyces hansenii CBS767
Lineage: Eukaryota; Fungi; Ascomycota; Pichiomycetes; Serinales; Debaryomycetaceae
Exons: 1
Coding region: 1-174 (57 amino acids)
Source: RefSeq, a predicted model, not a curated record